Psylliodes chrysocephalus is the source of this 905-nucleotide messenger RNA. Lineage: Eukaryota; Metazoa; Arthropoda; Insecta; Coleoptera; Chrysomelidae. The record is from the annotation of a GenBank genome assembly.
CAGGUCGUUGGAAUGCCUAAUUGGGUCAAUUUUAUGCACAAAUCUUGCUUGCUUGAUAUUAUGAAUUUAAAGACACAUCUACAUAAAAAUGUCAGAAGUCAUGGAUUGAAGUCACAAUGUAUUAGGUUAAAAUGCACAAUUUAAAUUCGAAGAACCUUCCAAAUCUAAGGAAUAACAUACGUUCAAAAUCAUUUUACUGUACCAAAUCAAAAGAAUCUCGACGAUCUGUAAAACUUGUUUACUUUAAUGGAAACGUAUGUAAAACCGAAGAAAAUCCUUUUAAUGAUAAAUCGGUACAAACAACAGAAAAAAAUUCAAAAUCAAUAAAACGUUCGAGUAUUUGUAAUCAAAAGGAAAGAUGUCGGUCGGCUAAAGAGCUAAAAUUAGAGCGUGGAUUUUCCAUAUGUAUGAUAUCAAAUGAGAAAGAAGCUGUUACCGCUAACUUUGCUACGAUAGUAGACGCCUGUUGUCAAAAAACUACAUCAGAGUCUGGUGAUGAUGAUACAGUGCCUAUUUAUAAAUUUCUUUGUAUUCCAGCAUCAAACGUUUCGAAAUUACCCGCAAACAGCCCUUUAAAACUUGACGUUGCGUGCCAAUAUGAAGAAAUGUUAAAAAGCGAAGAAUGCAAAGACAUAAAAAUGAGAAAACUAAAUGAAACAUACAACAAACGUAUUGGAGAACUGAAUUCUUUACCUUUUCGAUCCGAUUCUUUAAAAAUGCGAAGAAGAAAAUCAUCCAUAGAAGCCGAUUUGAGAAAAAUUGAUGUACAGUUGAAAAUGUUGUGAUCCAAAAUUGUAUCUAUUGUCUUUUUUUGCCAUCAAAAAUAUUUCAUACUAUUUUAGUUUAUUUUUUUAAAUUUGUUAAAAUCUACGUUCUACGUACAAGUAAAAAAAAGCGAAUAAAGC